Molecule: messenger RNA, 1666 nt
Organism: Erinaceus europaeus (western European hedgehog)
Lineage: Eukaryota; Metazoa; Chordata; Mammalia; Eulipotyphla; Erinaceidae
Gene: SPG21
Product: SPG21 abhydrolase domain containing, maspardin
Exons: 9
Coding region: 225-1151 (308 amino acids)
Cellular component (GO): cytosol; trans-Golgi network transport vesicle
Molecular function (GO): CD4 receptor binding
Source: RefSeq, a predicted model, not a curated record
GGAAGCGGGAGUCUGGCGCGGGCGGCGCCGACAGUGCGGGAGGGGGGAGCUCGGCCCCCGGCUCCUUCGGCACCGCGCCCCGCCCCUCGGAGGCCGGCCCCGCCGAGCCUCCACCGUCCGCCGCCCGCGCUGGACCCGGAGCUCGGAGCCGCGGUGGGGAGCAGGGACGGGGACGCGGCGGCGGCGGCGGCGGCAGGGUAAAACCUCCGUAGCUUCAGCUCACCAUGGGAGAGAUCAAAGUCUCCCCCGAUUAUAACUGGUUCCGAAGCACGGUCCCCCUGAAAAAGAUAAUCGUGGACGAUGACGACAGCAAGAUCUGGUCGCUGUACGACGCUGGCCCCAGGAACAUCCGCUGCCCACUCAUCUUCCUGCCCCCAGUCAGCGGCACCGCAGACGUUUUCUUCCGGCAGAUCUUGGCCCUGACGGCCUGGGGCUACCGGGUGAUCGCCCUGCAGUACCCAGUGUACUGGGACCACCUGGAGUUCUGCGACGGGUUCAGAAAGCUGCUCGACCACCUCCAGCUGGAUAAAGUUCAUCUGUUCGGAGCUUCCUUGGGAGGCUUCUUGGCCCAGAAAUUCGCAGAAUACACCCACAAGUCUCCCCGAGUCCACUCCCUGAUCCUCUGUAACUCCUUCAGUGACACCUCUAUCUUUAACCAGACCUGGACUGCAAACAGCUUUUGGCUGAUGCCAUCAUUUAUGCUUAAAAAAAUUGUCCUGGGAAACUUCUCAUCUGGCCCCGUGGACCCCUUGAUGGCCGACGCCAUUGACUUCAUGGUGGACAGGCUGGAGAGCUUGGGCCAGAGCGAACUGGCUUCCAGACUCACCCUCAACUGUCAGAAUUCUUAUGUGGAGCCUCACAAAAUCCGGGACGUUCCUGUGACCAUCAUGGACGUGUUUGACCAGAGCGCACUUUCGACCGAAGCCAAGGAAGAGAUGUACAAGCUGUACCCGAGCGCCCGGAGGGCCCACCUGAAAACGGGGGGCAACUUCCCUUACCUGUGCAGGAGCGCCGAGGUGAACCUCUAUGUGCAGAUCCAUUUGCUGCAAUUCCACGGAACCAAAUACGCCGCCAUUGACCCGUCGAUGGUCAACGCCGAGGAGCUGGAGGUGCAGAAGGGCAGCCUGGGCCUUGGCAAGGAGGAGCAGUAGCCCCCGGGCCGCCCCCACGCAUCCAGCAGGUUCCAGCGCCUUCCGGCGGUGAGGCCCCUACGUCCGACCGACGCCAGAGGCCUCAGCCCUCCUCUGCAGGUGGCCGGGUCGUCUGUGUCUGCAGGGACAUUACCUCCAUGAUGGAUGGCAGCUCUUCCAAGCUGGCGUGGCCACUGCCUCUACUUUUGUCCUGUAACUUUGCAGCUGGAAGGAGCCCUCCUCAAGACCCGAACAUUUGGCCAAGAGCCCUUCCCCACUUCCUCCAGGGCGUGUGGGCGUGUGAGGCUUGGGUUCUGUGGGGGGUUUCCGUUUCUUUCCUUCUCUUGUUUCCACAUCAACCGAGCUUCCAGGGUGUGGGGACAGCGGUCCCUUGGUGGGCCUCCUGUGCCACCUUGGUGCCACCUCCCCCACCCUCCUGUCAGCCACUUCUCAUUUCCCGUUCAGCAGACUGUUCAGCCAUUGUCUGUCUAGACACAACACGACAGUCGUUUGGAAUAAAAACUCAGUUUCAGCAA